Erinaceus europaeus (western European hedgehog) is the source of this 3143-nucleotide messenger RNA. RefSeq names its product zinc finger protein 709-like. Bases 568 to 2709 code for a protein of 713 amino acids. NCBI's taxonomy places the organism in Eukaryota, Metazoa, Chordata, Mammalia, Eulipotyphla, Erinaceidae. Gene Ontology annotation, biological process: regulation of DNA-templated transcription. Gene Ontology annotation, molecular function: DNA-binding transcription factor activity, RNA polymerase II-specific; RNA polymerase II cis-regulatory region sequence-specific DNA binding. The transcript is spliced from 7 exons. The record is from RefSeq and is a predicted model, not a curated record.
UUCAUUUUUUUGUAAGUGCAUUUGAUUUGGUCACCUCUAUUCUAUAUUCAACAGGACCAUCUGGUGCUGUCUUCAUUGUACUUACUUCACCUAGUGCUCCAGGUAGUGCCAAUAAGUACAAAUUCUACAGAUGAGGAAGUAUAAGGAGAGUUAACAUUUAAGUGUAAGAACAAUGACUGUGGGCACUGUAAUUUUUUCAGAUAUUUUUAUUAAAUUGCAUUGGUUUAAAACAUGCUUUUUUUUUUUUUCCCAGAGAAGUUCUCAGCUCUGGUUUGUGGUGGUGUGAGGGACAGAACCUGGAACUUUGAAGCCUCAGGGCCCAUACUGUCCAGUGAAGAGGCUGUGCUGCUAGAUUUAAACAGAGUCUCAAGCUAUUGCUGUGAUUGAUCUUCCUUUUUCUGACCUGAAAGACAUUCAGGGAAAGAGGAAGAGAUGGCAGUUUCUUAGGGGCCAUACUGUCCAGUGAAGAGGAGGCUGUGCUGCUAGAUUUAAAACAGAAUUUGAAGCUAUUGCUGUGAAGUAUCUUCCAUUUUCUGGCCUGAAAGACAUUCAGGAAAAGAGGAAGAGAUGGCAGUUUCUUGGGGCUCAGUGACUUAUGAAGAUGUAACUGUGAUAUUCACUCAAGAGGAGUGGGCACUAUUAAAUCCUUCACAGAAGAAACUCUACAGAGAUGUGAUGUGUGAAAACUUCAGAAACUUUCUUUCAAUAGAAAAGAUACAAGAACAUUCCACCAAAGAGCAGCAUAACUUGCCUGGGAGUAAACAAAGGAAUACAACUGUGAAAAUCUCUGAGGGCAAAGAAAGUCAGAAUCGUAGACAAUCUAAAGAAUAUGAAGAAUACAACAAAUUAUUCACUUAUUGUAAUCAUCUUGACCAAAAUGAAAGAACUCACAGUGGAGAGAAACCCUAUGAAUGUAAACUAUGUAGUAAAACAUUCAGUCAUUCCAGUAGUCUUAGGACACAUGAAAGAAUUCACAGUGGAAAGAAACCCUAUGAAUGUAAACUAUGUAGUAAAACAUUUUGUCAAUCCAGUAGUCUUAGGACACAUGAAAGAAUUCACAGUGGAGAGAAACCCUAUGAAUGUAAGCUAUGUAGUAUAACAUUCAGGCAAUCUGGUACUCUUCGGCUACAUAAAAGAAUUCACAGUGGUGAGAAACCCUAUGAAUGUAAAUUAUGUAGUAAAACAUUCAGUCGUUCCAGUAGUCUUCGGAUACAUGAAAGCACUCACAGUGGAGAGAAACCCUAUAAAUGUAAACAGUGUAGUAAAACAUUCAAUCGUUCCAAUUAUCUUCAGACACAUAAAAGAAUUCACAGUGGAGAGAAACCCUAUGAAUGUAAACUAUGUAGUAAAACAUUCAGUCAUUCCAGUAGUCUUCAGACACAUGAACGAAUUCACAGUGGAGAGAAACCCUAUGAAUGUAAACUAUGUAGUAAAACAUUCAGUCAUUCCAGUAGUCUUCAGAGACAUGAACGAAUUCACAGUGGAGAGAAACCCUAUGAAUGUAAACUAUGUAGUAAAACAUUCAGAGAUUCCAGUAGUCUUCGGACACAUGAAAGAAUUCACAGUGGAGAGAAACCCUAUGAAUGUAAACAGUGUAGUAAAACAUUCAGUUGUUCCCGUAGUCUUCAGAGACAUAAAAGAAUUCACAGUGGAGAGAAACCCUAUGAAUGUAAAAUAUGUAGUAAAACAUUCAGAGAUUCCAGUAGUCUUCAGACACAUGAAAGAAUUCACAGUGGAGAGAAACCAAUUGAAUGUAAACAGUGUAGUAAAACAUUCAGUUGUUCCCGUAGUCUUCAGAGACAUAAAAGAACUCACAGUAGAGAGAAACCCUAUGAAUGUAAACUAUGUAGUAAAACUUUCAGAGAUUGCAGUAGUCUUCAGCUACAUGAAAGAAUUCACAGUGGAGAGAAACCCUACGAAUGUAAACUAUGUAGUAAAAGAUUCACUAGUUCCAUUUAUCUUCGGAUACAUGAAAGAACUCACAGUGGAGAGAAACCCUACGGAUGUAAACUGUGUAGUAAAGCAUUCAGUUUUCCCAGUAAUCUUCGGAGACAUGAAAGAACUCACAGUGGAGAGAAACCCUAUGGAUGUAAACUAUGUAGUAAAACAUUCAGUUGUUCCAGUCAUCUUCAGAGACAUGAAAGAAUUCACAGUGGAGAGAAACCCUAUGAAUGUAAACUAUGUAGUAAAACAUUCAGCCGAUCCAGUUAUCUUCAGAAACAUCAAAAAAUUCAUAUGGAGAGAAGCCCUAUGAAUGUAAACUAUGUAGUAAAACAUUCACUUUUUCCAGUAGUCUUCGGAUACAUGAAAGAACUCAGUGGCGAGAAACCCUACGGAUGUAAACUAGUAAAACAUUCAGUUGUUCCAGUAGUCUUCGGAGACAUGAAAGAACUCACAGUAGAGAGAAACCCUAUGAAUGUAAACAGUGUAGUAAAACACUCAGUUGUUCCCAAUAAUCUUCAGACACAUGAAAACAUUCAGAGUGGAGAGAAACCCUAUAAAUGCAAACAAUGUAGUAAAACAUUCAGUUGUUCCAGUCAUCUUCAGAGACAUGAAAGUAUUCACACUGGAGAGAAACCCCAUGAAUGUAAACAAUGUAGUAAAGCAUUCAUGGGUUAUAGUUCUCUUUAUUUACAUGAAAGAACUCACAGUGGCAAGAAACCUAUGAAUGUAAACAUUCAUUCAUGCCAGUUUACUUUGGAGACAUAAAAGAUCUCACAGUGUAGAGAAACCCCAAAACAUGGAUUCUACCUGUCAUCUUUGUCAACAUGAAAUAACACAAUUAAGAAAAAUUUGAUGAAUGUAACCAGUGUUGAAAACAUUCCGUUGUUCUGGCCCUCUUUGUAGACAAAGUAUUCACAGUGAAGCAAAACCCUAUGUAGUAAAAGAUUCAGUUCCACUAAUUUUCAAACAAAUAUAUUUGCAGAGGAAAUAAAACUUUUGAGCAUAAGCUGUGUACUAAAGAUUAGAGAUGCAAGCUGAGACAUGGUGUAGAGUCUAGUUCAAUAUAAUAGUUCUCACAUGUGAGCAUUUGCACUACAUGGGCUAGAGACAUGUUCUGGAUUAUUGUCUAUUUCUCCAUCUUCUGUUAAUAUAUAUGUAAAUAAUUGUAGAAAUCACAGUUCCAUGCUAUAUCAGGGAAC